Desarmillaria tabescens is the source of this 753-nucleotide messenger RNA. RefSeq lists its product as uncharacterized. The transcript is spliced from 4 exons. The coding region runs from base 1 to 753 and encodes 250 amino acids. The record is from RefSeq and is a predicted model, not a curated record. NCBI's taxonomy places the organism in Eukaryota, Fungi, Basidiomycota, Agaricomycetes, Agaricales, Physalacriaceae.
AUGGGUGUUAACCUUGCAGAAAUGAUCAGCAAAAGCUUGCGUGAAUUUGAAGUCACUGAUAAGCUCCUGUCACUGCCUGGUGACAAUGCCUCAAACAAUGUCACCAUGGCACACUCUCUUAAGGGUGCCAGAAAACUCCUGAGUGGCCACAUCACAGGUCCAAUGACUCACAUCUUCUGUGCUGGUCAUAUUUUUGACCUUGCAAACAAGGCCAUAUUCUGUUACUUCGUCAAGAAGGCCAAAGUUUCCAACUGGAGCUUCCUUCAGGAUGAUGAUGAUGACUGGCUAGAAGAUGAUGAUGAUGACAAGCUCGAUGUGGAAGAGCAAGAAUUAUUUGAUGAAUUGCACAUGCUUGAUGCAUUUUGUGACCUCAGGCAGUGGAACAAAAUUCCGAAGAAGGCAGUACUCAAGUUCAGGCUUGAUGAUCUAGAAUGGCAAUUCCUCGAGGAGCUCAAGCCUAUACUUAUGAUCCUUGCAGCAGGUACAAUCAGCUUGUCAAGAUCUGGGGUUGCUUUGAUCCAUGAAGUAAUCCCCAUGUUUGAUGGCAUGAUUGACCAGCUUGACAAGAUCAUUGUGGAUGUAAAGCUUUUACCUGGGGUUCAGGCAGCUGCAGUUCAAGCUUGUCAAGUUCUCUGCAAGUACUAUUCAAAAACCGAUGAGACAUACAUGUACCAUAUGGCCAUGAGUAAGUCCCUAUCUGCCAUGUUGAUGGCUGUCAACAAUGCCUUGCCUAGUUAUGCAUCCAUCCUAUAA